This is a messenger RNA of Pollicipes pollicipes, 1998 nucleotides long. RefSeq names its product facilitated trehalose transporter Tret1. The record is from RefSeq and is a predicted model, not a curated record. Gene Ontology annotation, cellular component: membrane. Gene Ontology annotation, biological process: transmembrane transport. Lineage: Eukaryota; Metazoa; Arthropoda; Thecostraca; Pollicipedomorpha; Pollicipedidae. The coding region runs from base 521 to 1483 and encodes 320 amino acids. Gene Ontology annotation, molecular function: transmembrane transporter activity. The transcript is spliced from 2 exons.
GCCUCGUGAGGAAGACCAACAGCGAGCCCUGCGCAGCCUGCUCCACCAGAGAUGGGUGACACCAUCAAGCAGGUGUUCGCGACGAUGAUUGUUGGCCAGGUCCUGGUAGCCACGGGCAUGAACAUUGCUUUGCAUAGCAUCACCCUCAUCCAGGUGCCUCAGGACGAGGACCGUUUCAUGGACGACGACCAGCUCAACUGGACCAUCGCAGUGACGGCCUUGGCGUUGAUGGUCGGCUCCUGCUUGGCAAUGCCCAUCGCACCGGUGCUGGGCGCGAGACGGUUGCUGGUACUGACGCAGCCAAUCCACGCUCUAGCUUCAUUCUCGGCUGGUUUUGGAAAGCACUUCGGCUGGGUACUCCUGGGAAGGAUUCUCACCAAUAUCUCGAUCGGUAUGUCGGAGGGCACUGUGCGAGGGUACGUAUCUGAGAUCGUACCGCCGAACAAGCGUACACUUUACACGGCCAUCCUGAACACGAUGGUGUUCGCCAGCCAAGCGGCAUUCACCGUCCUCGGUCGCUAUGCGCACUGGCGGAUCAUGUUCCUCAUUGCGGGAUUUUUCCCCGCCUGUUGUAUGCCUGGCAGGCCUGUACUUCAUCCCCAACUCACCCAAGUGGCUGCUGUCGCACGGUCACUCGGAGGAGGAGGCCCGCCGCGCCAUCCACUUCUUUCACGGGAAAGAGGCCGACGCCGAUGCCGAGAUACGCAGUACAAAGGACUCCCUCCGUGAGACCCACGUCGAUGGCGUCUCCAUCCCCAUGCGUAAGCUGAUCCUGCGACGAGACACGCUGCAGCCCCUGCUGCUCGUCACGGGCCAGAUGAUGGUGUCUAUCUGGAGCGGUGGCUUGGGAAUCAAUUUUAUCCUGCCUCUUAUCCUCCAACAUGUGAAGCUACCACUGGACCAGUAUCAGAGCGCGAUGCUGCCGCUGGCCUUGUCCGCCUCGCUGUGCGUGCCAACCAGCGUUGUCAUCGAACGUUUCGGCCGUCUGCCACUGCUGCGUGGCAGCGGCGCCAUCUCCGCGGCAGGCUGUGCGGCCAUCGCAGCCUUCUUCUUCUUGCCGGAGGCGCAGCAGCAAAGAUCGGGCUCGGUGGUGCUGGUGGGCUCGGUGCUCGUACAUUUAACGUUUGCGUGCAUUGUCGCCCCCAUUUCUCUCACCUACAUCAACGAGCUUCUGCCGAACCGUACACGAAUCUUCUGCGCGAAUAUUACCAUGGGCACGACGUACACGAACCUCUUCAUUUUGCUGAAGACUUUCCCGAUGCUGAGUGGUGCCAUUGGCCUCGGGGGUGUCUUCGUCGUCAAUGGGGUGGUUAGUCUUGUGCAGGUUGCCUUCGCCACGCUUUUCCUUCCUGAAACGAAAGAUCUCUCACUGGAGCAGAUUCAGCAGAUGUUUCAAUCAGCAGACAACGUGUCGGGAAAGUCAUCGGAGGUGGACGAAGCGUUGGGUGUCAAACCGGGAGAGGAAUGUCUGGCACUGGAAUAGAUAUGUCAGAAAGCUUUGGUGUUGCGACUUGUAGUGUUGUGCAUGCUUUACUUAACCUGCGCCUCUAUGUAGUGCCAUGACACAAUCUGAAACGAUGCUCAGCAAGGUUUUUGCCGCAUGAGAGGACACGAACAAUCAGCAAUAUACCAGUUUCAAUGCUGGAUAAAUAUUUGCGUGUCACAUGGCCGUAACUUUAUGAACAUUGGUGUCUUGUAUCUGCUUCGAUCAUGCUGAAUAUACCGUUUAUUAAUUUAUUUAUUUAUUACACGUCAUAAGCCCACUCCAAUCAGAAUGUGGCUUUUACAGAGCCCGUGUUAUGGAAAUAAAACACUGUAGGUCAGGGAGGCUCGCGCAAACACGUGCACAUGCAGGCACCUAAACGCAGAACCCACUUUCUCACAUUUGCUUAAGUCAUUUGAAGUAGGCGUCGCUAUCCGUCACUGACCUGCCGCUGCAGGAUAUAACUCAGCUCAGCUCAGCUCAUAUAUACUGCGGUAGUGCGCUGUAGGCGGUCA